Molecule: messenger RNA, 2295 nt
Organism: Stegodyphus dumicola
Lineage: Eukaryota; Metazoa; Arthropoda; Arachnida; Araneae; Eresidae
Gene: ThrRS
Product: threonine--tRNA ligase
Biological process (GO): threonyl-tRNA aminoacylation
Cellular component (GO): mitochondrion; cytoplasm
Molecular function (GO): ATP binding; threonine-tRNA ligase activity
Source: RefSeq, a predicted model, not a curated record
CUAUAGUUUAGUUUCAGACAUGUGGCAGUCUUUCUUUUGUUGUCGGUGUCUGUAACAGCUAUGUCCGCAAGCGUGGAGAACGGUAUUAAUGAAAUGAAUAUUGGAGAUCAAGAAAAGGUUUCACAAUCAAAAACCUCCAAAAUCACUGGAGAAUUAAAACCAUGGCCAUCAUAUAUCCAAGAGCGUCUUGAGAUGUGGAAAAAGCUGUAUGCUGACUAUAACGCUAAGCUAGCUGCAAAAACACCUGAUCCUAUCAAGAUAACCUUGCCAGAUGGAAAAGUAGUUGAAGGUGAAUCAUGGAGAACAACUCCAUAUCAAAUAGCUCAAGGCAUAAGUCAAGGACUUGCUGAUAGUGUUGUUAUUGCAAAAGUUAAUGGAGAGUUAUGGGACUUAGAUCGACCCCUUGAAUCAGAUUGCAAGUUAGAACUGAAAAAAUUUGAUAGUGAAGAAGGUAAGCAAGUUUUUUGGCAUUCAAGUGCUCAUAUGUUAGGAGAAGCCAUGGAGCGUGUAUAUGGAGGUUGUUUGUGCUACGGUCCACCCAUAGAAAAUGGAUUCUACUAUGAUAUGUUUCUAGAAAACAAUUCUGUAUCUAAAAAUGAGUUUCCUAUAUUGGAAAGUGUUUGUAAAAGUAUUAUGAAAGAAAAGCAGACAUUUGAAAGAUUGGAAGUAUCUAAAGAAGUUUUAUUAGAAAUGUUUAAGUAUAAUCAAUUUAAGCAACGCAUUUUAAAUGAGAAGGUUAAAACACCAACAACUACCAUUUACAGAUGUGGUCCUUUAAUAGAUUUGUGCAGAGGUCCACAUGUGAGACACACUGGAAAAAUAAAGGCACUGCAGAUAUUGAAAAAUUCAUCUACGUAUUGGGAAGGGAAAGCAGAAGCUGAAUCUCUUCAAAGGAUAUAUGGAAUUUCAUUUCCAGAUAAUAAACAAUUAAAAGAAUGGCAGAAGUUUCAAGAAGAGGCAGCAAAAAGGGACCAUAGAAAAAUUGGAAGGGAUCAAGAGCUCUUUUUCUUCCAUGAACUUAGUCCUGGUAGCUGUUUCUUUCAACCCAAAGGAGCACACAUUUAUAAUGAACUUAUUGCUUUCAUUAGGGAAGAGUACAGGAAAAGAGGCUUUCAAGAAGUUGUAUCGCCAAAUGUAUAUAAUAGCAAAUUGUGGGAGACAUCUGGACAUUGGCAACAUUAUUCAGAAAAUAUGUUUUCUUUUGAAGUAGAGAAACAAACUUUUGCAUUAAAGCCCAUGAAUUGUCCUGGCCACUGUCUGAUUUUUGAUCAUCGACCACGCUCCUGGAGAGAGCUUCCAUUGCGAAUGGCCGAUUUUGGUGUCUUACACCGAAAUGAGAUAUCUGGAGCUCUUACCGGUCUUACAAGAGUCAGAAGAUUUCAACAAGAUGAUGCACAUAUAUUUUGCUCUUCAGAACAGAUUUCUAGUGAAAUCAAAGGUGCUUUGGAGUUUCUGCAGCAUGUGUAUGGAGUCUUUGGCUUUACUUUUGAUCUUAAACUGUCAACAAGACCUGAUAAUUUCCUUGGGGAUAUUGAAGUGUGGAAUGAUGCAGAAAAGCAAUUAUCUGAAAGUUUAGAUGCAUUUGGCCAACCUUGGACAUUAAAUCCUGGUGAUGGAGCAUUCUAUGGACCUAAAAUUGAUAUUACUAUUAUGGAUGCCUUGAGAAGAGCGCAUCAGUGUGCAACUGUACAGUUAGAUUUUCAGCUUCCAAUUCGUUUCAACUUAACUUAUGACAGUGAUUCUGGUGAGAAGAAGAGACCUGUGAUAAUUCAUCGUGCUAUUUUAGGCUCAGUGGAAAGAAUGAUUGCAAUCUUAUCUGAAAGUUAUGGUGGAAAGUGGCCUUUCUGGUUAUCACCUCGUCAAUCUAUUGUUGUUCCAGUAGGACCAAUGUUUCAAGAUUAUGCUCAAAAGGUAUGCCGUGAAAUUAGUGAUGCUGGUUUUAUAUGUGAAAUGGAUGUUGAUCAAGGAGACACUAUGAAUAAAAAGAUACGUAAUGCGCAAGUUGCUCAGUACAAUUUCAUUUUUGUGGUUGGAGAAAGAGAAAAAUCCUCAAAUACUGUUAAUGUCCGGACAAGAGACAAUGUAGUACAUGGUGAAUUCAGUAUUUCUGAUGUUAUUGCGAGAUUUGAAGUUUUGAAGAAACAACGCAUUCCAGAUUCUGAGAACUCUUUUUAAAUUGAAAGUCUGCUUCAAUUUUUCAUUCUCACCGAUCAGAAUACUGUUCACUUUUAUUUAUGCUGUAAACAAAGUGAAAUAAAAAAAAAAAAAAAAAAAAAAGAAUUAUAACUGCUGGAA